Colletotrichum navitas is the source of this 1015-nucleotide messenger RNA. RefSeq lists its product as uncharacterized. Gene Ontology annotation, cellular component: endosome; BLOC-1 complex. Gene Ontology annotation, biological process: regulation of protein localization; endosome organization. The record is from RefSeq and is a predicted model, not a curated record. NCBI's taxonomy places the organism in Eukaryota, Fungi, Ascomycota, Sordariomycetes, Glomerellales, Glomerellaceae. The transcript has 3 exons. Bases 306 to 863 code for a protein of 185 amino acids.
UGGAGGAAGAGGGAAAAAGUAUAAAAGGGCACAUGUUGAGCGGUUUGAUUCUGUUGACUUCUUCUUCCUUUCCCAUCACAAUUCCCAAGGUUUCUUCUAUCAAGACAGUUUCUCACAGCUGUCCUCCUUUGCAAAAACAAGCUUCUUCCUUGCACACUCUUGUGUCCUGCCGCCACCUCCCCAGUUCACACUUGAACUUAGUCAUCUCUUGUUUGCUUCAAACAAGUUGCCCGCGCACGCUCACAUCGCACACACAUAACUAUACGUCAAGCCUCUUUUCUCGUUGACUUGAGAAUCCGCCCAUCAUGUCUUCUCACUACAACUCCCACUACUCUCUCCCCUUGCCCGUCCCCUCCCACAAGGGCCAACACUACCCAAGCUACAACAGCACCUACUCGGUUUCGCCCCCAGAGACGGACGAGUCGGUCAGCUCUGGCACCGGUCCUUCGUACAGCAAUAGCGGCUACUCGGUGGCCAACUCCAGCUACGCCGGCAGCAACAGCGGCGACUUUGAGAGCACACACCACUCGGCGAGCGGCGUCGACUUCAACGACUACAUGCAGGACCGCUUCGCCCAGACGUUCGACCCCAUCCCCCUCGACCGCAACAUUGCGGUCCAGGCGCAGACGUCCGGAAAGCUCAACGCAAAGCACCGUGAGCUGCUGGAGCUGCAGAAGAAGGCACAGGCCCGUCUUUCAAAGACGCGCGAGCGCUUCAACGAGGGCUACCGCGACGCUCAGGACGUGCGCGCGGACCUUGAGUGGACGCAGAAGAAAGUCUCAUCACUCAAGAGCAAGACUUCUCGCAAGCACACCAACGAGUACAACAAGGCGCGUGCUCGCUAUCCCUCGCCCGAUUACUAGAGAAGAAGAAAAAGAAGAAGAAGAAACCGGUCGGUUCUCUCUAGUCUCCUGCUCGGAGCGAACCGAUGGCGAGCUCGGCGAUUCGAGUCUUGUUGUUGUCGUCGUCGUUGUCCGUCCAGAAACUCUCAGCCGCGCGGCACCGCCGACGUCGA